Messenger RNA from Nicotiana attenuata, 1569 nucleotides. RefSeq lists its product as uncharacterized. Lineage: Eukaryota; Viridiplantae; Streptophyta; Magnoliopsida; Solanales; Solanaceae. The record is from RefSeq and is a predicted model, not a curated record. The transcript is spliced from 5 exons. Bases 1 to 1569 code for a protein of 522 amino acids.
AUGGAGCUUUUUCCAGUUUACGUUCUUCAUAAUGGUGAAUGGGAAGAAAACAAGUUUAUCAAUUUCGUCAGCGAUUGUGUAAUAAUCGAGUCGACAUUCAGCUACAACAAUUUAGUUGCAGUUAUUUCGGAACAGAUUAGAAUCGAUUGUGAGUUAAACACAUUAGAGAUUAACUUUCUCCCAAAGGAUGAGAUUUAUGAUAAUCGUUUUGUUGCUACAAGUUCCAGUUGUUUGGUUUCUACAAGUUCUAGCUGUUUGGUUGCUACAAGUUCCAAUUGUAUAGAUGCAUCCACAAUUGAUAGCACUGAGAUUAUGCCUGAUAUCGAAUUUAUUGAAAAUACGGGUAUAAUAGAUAAUAUGUUGAACGAAUUUGUUGAGGAGGAUCAAGUUUAUAAAGAUAAAGAGACAGUUGUCAGUGUGAUGAAGAACUUGGCUGUACGCGAGAGGUUCCAAUUCAAGGUGAAGAGAUCAAGCGCAACAAGGUAUCACCUUAUGUGUGUGGAUGACAAUUGUGCUUGGAGUUCGAAAUCAUCUGCCGUUUACAAGGCAAACAUAUUCAAGGCGAGAAGUUACAAUAAUAAUCACACAUGCGGCUAUGGUGAAAGAUACUUAACACAAUGUCAAGCUACUUCGGGUGUAAUUGCUAGUAUAGUCAAGGACAAGUAUGUUAAUCCAAAAAAAGUUUACACCGCAAAUGAUAUAAUAGAGGACAUACAAAAGAAACACGGGGUUGAAGUGAGCUACAUGAAAGCAUGGAGAGCUAAAGAGAUAGCAAUGGCAAUGAUAAGAGGGAAUCCGAGCGAUUCAUAUAAGGAGUUGCCGAGGUAUUUGUAUAUGUUGCAGUACAAAUCCAGGAACGAUUACAAAGUUGCACAAAUCAGAAGAUGGAUACUUUCUUUAUGCAUAUGUUUCGAAAAAAUCUUUCCACUUGCAUAUGCAAUUGUAGAUUCAGAGAAUAACAAAUCUUGGGAGUGGUUCUUUGUCCAGAUAAAGGGUACUUUUGGAGUUAGGGAAGUGAUGUGUAUAGUUUCAGAUAGAAAUGAAAGCAUCUUCAAUGCCACAAAAGCUGUGUACCCAGAAGUACCACAUUGUAUUUGCAUGUUUCACUUGUGGCAGAAUGUCAAGCGCACAUUCAAGAAACAUCACAAACAAUUGAAGGAUAUCUUCUUUGCUUUGGCUAGAGCUUACACGAUAGAGAAGUUUGACUACCAUAUGACAGAGAUGUGCAAAAUUGAUCCGAGGGUGCAGCCUUACUUGUUCGAAAUUGGCUACGAAAGGUGGUCUAGGGCAUAUUCCAAAGUGAAAAGGUCGAUGGUAAUGACUUCCAAUAUUGCAGAGUCAAUUAAUGCAGCAAACAAGGAUGCUAGAGAGUUACCAGUAAUGCGAUUGCUGGAGUACAUGACAAAUUUGCUACAACAGUGGAACAACAAAAACAGAAAAAGUGCAAUGGAGACAUCUACAGAGCUUGGCGAAAAGUACGACAAACUCCUUCGGGAAAAUCUGAUUGCAUCGGAGCAAAUGACGGUGAGGCCUGCUAGGAGAAGUGAUAUACUGUGCUUGAAGGGGUAA